Molecule: messenger RNA, 4520 nt
Organism: Porites evermanni
Lineage: Eukaryota; Metazoa; Cnidaria; Anthozoa; Scleractinia; Poritidae
Source: the annotation of a GenBank genome assembly
AUGAUGCAGAAAUUUCUCAACCAGUACCAUUACAUCUCGACAUCGAGGUCUGGCAAUCACAAUGUUGAUUUAGCAAUCAGACGUUUUCAGCGAUUCGCUGGUCUCAAGGUAACUGGAAAACUUGAUCGUGCCACCAUCGACCAGAUGAAAAAACCGCGAUGUGGAUUGCCAGAUGACGAAGAAGAAGGUGGUCGCGUGCGCCGAUACACAUUAACUGGUGAUAGUUUUUGGUUAAUUAUUGCAAUUGACUUUAUGUGUUUGUAUAUUGCAACGCGUCUUACCUUAACCAAUACUCUAUUCUUUAAAGGAAAAGAUGCGUGUAAGACAAGGAAAGAACCUAAAUACGUAUGAGAAACACACGAAGUGUCAAGUAUUUGCCCCUUUUAACUUCAAAAAACGAUAUCAAAAUAAAAGAAAGAAAAUUAAAAAGAAUAAAUGAAUAGAAAUAAUCAUCUAACAACAGAGAAAUUUAAGUCUCUAGUAAAUCUUUGCUUUUUUACGAAAAUAUGCAAUUUUUUUUUUUUUAGUAACAGACAGCCAAAUUUUAUUAAAUACUAAAUACAUUUUUGUUUCAUCCCUAUUAUGCAGGCUCCAAGUGGAGCAAAACCAGCUUGACUUAUUUCGUCGAGUAUGGUGAAGACCUGAGUCAUGACGAACAGGACACAAUUUUUCAAAAGGCUUUGCAGUUUUGGUCUGAUGUGUCUGCAUUGUCAUUUAGCACAGCUACCAGUUCCUCUGCUGCCGACAUCAAAAUAAGGUAGCAAUUGCUUUUACAAAACACAUUUUUUAUUUGGAUGAUGGCUUUUCUAUGUCUUAAGACCUAUAAACACAACAAAUGUAGUCAGUUGUGAUGUAGUUCGUUAUCGACGUUCUGUUUCAUAUUACUAGCUUCAUCAGGCGAUGAGGUCGACUUUCGGCUCACUUUUUAAGGCACGCGACGAUGCUACGCUAUGAUUGGUUAAUUUUCAGCUGUAUUCGUGAGGUACACGUCAAAUGCAUUAUCAUUAUUAUCAUUAUUAUUAUUAUCAUUAUUAUUAUUAUUAUCAUUUUUGAAUAAUAAUAAUAAUAAUAAAUUAUUAUUAUUAUUACAAGUGAUGCCGGUAAAAGUAAAUUAGAAUUGUUUUAAACUAUAUAAAGCUCCGAGUUUAAACCUUAAAAUAAUUUGAUCAAAAAGGAUCAGCUUUUUCGUCCUUCUUUAGUGCCGCAUAUUAAUACGAUGAAUCACGGCCCAAGGCUGUCUGCUAUAUUGAGAAGUGAUUCCAUUUGAUAUUAUUGAAACGAAUGAAUAAAAAUUGAUCGCUCUUUUGGAUAUUCAAAUCACGUCCGGUAACUUACAAAUCAUGUCAAAGAGAAUGUAGAAUCAACUAUUACAGCUGAUUCUUAAGUCGCGGCACAAACCGAUUAAUAAAAUGGAUUUACGAAGAGAGAUACGAAUUGCUCUUACUGUAAAGAAAACACCGACUUAAUCACAGCCUGCAAACCACUAAGCUGAAUAUUAUGUCAUGUUAGGCCCCUUACAAACGUGGAAUUUCUUAUGAGUGCCGAACAUCUAUUUUAGUUGAUGAAAGUAAUUAAUUUUUUUAUACCUGCGCUUAUAUGUAAAUAUGUUUUUACUUUAAUUUGUAUUUAUUUAUUUUGUGUCCCCUAAUUAGCAUAGGUUUUUAACCUAAGCUAGGAGGCUUCUUUAGACACCUUAAUAAAGUUUCAUCAUCAUCAUCAUACGGCAGUUGAUUCAGACGUCGGAUAUGAUGGUGCCGAAUUUAAUUCUGUUUGUUGUAAAUAUUUCCAGUCUCUAAAAAAAAUUAUCCAAUACGGAUAAGGGUUUCUAUGAUUAAUGCAUUGUAUUCGGCAGAUGUGAAAUGCCACUUCUAGAUGAAAUGUUGAACCUAAGUCGAAUUUUCGACUGUUUCAGUCGCAGAUUUGACAAAGUCGUCCGAAAGACGUCCUAUCUCAAAGCUGAGUUACCUCUCGAAUGAAAUUAGGCACAUGUGAAAAUUGACGAUUGAGCUGGGUAAUGAUAACAGUGCCCAAUAUUACUAAAAAUACCGGUGGAUACGCUGAUACAUACCGCAUUUUUUAUAUUACUGUAAACUUUACUUUCAGUUUACCACAUUAUGUUACUAGCUAUUUGCACCGUAAAAACGAGAGCAAAAAAGAGAACCGUAUGACCGCACGAUUCUCUCCCUUCUUGUAAGGGUGACUUUUCAUUGGUCGGAAAAACACAUUAACACAAUAUUUUUCCUCAUUAUUUCUAUUGUUUUAGGUUAGGGUAGCAAGCCAUUUUUCUUUUAGGGUUAGAAGAGCUGCUACAUGACCUCUCUCCCCGGAAUGAAGAAUAAAUAUAUCCUUUUAGUUUUUAGAGUUAUCCUUUAUUAACAAACGUUGAACAUUUAUUUCGGCAACAAACAGUUAAGUUGAAAAAGGAUUUUACAGAAGUCUCAAGACUAGGUCUCCUUUUCGAUUUUACCUUACAAUAUCGGUCAAUUUACGCAACAUUUAAGCUUCUGGCUCAGUUUUCGUUUGGUUCUGCUUUGAAAAUGGAAUAAUAAUUACUCAGAGACAACACAGUGUAAAGAAUUGUCGAGAAAAACAGCAAAAACUUGCCAAUUUAUGACAAAAAAGGUACGUUAAAAGCGAAAUAAAACAUUCAAAACACUUUGAUCGCGUGACUGAUGACGUCAUGUAUCUCCUUUGAUCAUGAAAAAAAAUAUCAGGAAGAACAUUACUUUCCCGCAAAUUUUCUCUGCCGUGUGAUGGAAGGUUGACUCUCUACAGCCCCCGGCCUAGUCUCCCGACUUUUUCCCUCAUGUUCAUUACUCCCUUAAAUUUUAGAUGCCGGACUUCAACUGGUUAUUUUUAAAUGCCCCACACAACUAAAACCACAAAUAUGCUAUUUUCUUUAGACUCGUUAAUGGAAUCUUGUCACAGCAACAAAAAAAACUAAUUCCGAAAUAGUCACGUGACUGAUGACGUCAUUACCUUAGAUUUGACAUGGGAGGAUAUUUUAUGGCAAAUGUUAUCUUGUUGUGGUCUGACUGUCCUUUACAUAUAAAAUUGUCAAAGUUAUACAGCUUUUUAAAACAAAUGCUUCAAAAGAUUCCGGGAGAUUUUUUUUAUGAUAAUUAUGAAUUAGUUUUAUAAUUAUUGAUACUAAUACUCAAAUAUACAUCGAACCACAAUAUUUAAGAACUGAACACUUAUCGCUCUUGAAAAGAGAGGAUAAAGAGGACAGAGAAGGCAUCCCCCAUACACACCCUAUUUCAUAGGUAAUUCGUCUAGAGCUAUUUUUACGACCACAGAUCCCAAAGGGGAUUAGACAACAGCCAAUCACAUAGAGGCGAGUGUGUUCCGGGUGGAUGACCCACGCUCAGAGCCACGCGUCCUUCACGAGUUGACGCAGAACAAAAUGGAGGAAGAAGCGGAGAGCGAUAUUGCUAUUCGUUUUGUCGACGAAAACGACUACAGAGAGAUUUAAGCUAAAGCUGUGUCAGCGAAACGGAAAUUUAAAAAAAAUCGCCCUUACUCUCUUGUAUAGAGCUAACAGUACAGCAGGGAAAUCCUUAACACACUGAACAUUCUCUCAGGAUCAUUUAUAAUUUACAGUUUGAAGAGAGCAAUUUCUGGUUUGAUAUUUAUUCUUUUAUUAGUAUUUUAUUGUUCAACCAAAAAAACACUUGGUGCCCCACUUGCUUUAUAGUACAAACGACCGGUUUCAAUAGACCGGCGAAAUUUCUCAUUUUAUUAAAGCACUGAGGCUACGACAACUUCGAGUUAAACUGAUUUCACGGGUUGUCAAAGAGUCCAGCGAUUCCCUUUUCCCAGGUGAGCGACGACUCAUUUCGCUUCAAUAUUCAGGAAUGCUCUCGAUCUCUUUACGCUUUCAUUGCCUUUCGCCCGACAUGUUUUGCACGGAAUUUAGUCAUGCGAAACCUCCACGAAACACCCACCCAGCGUACGAGGUAACUUUAUCCCGAUUCUAAAAAUAACUCGGGACGAAUUUCCUAUGGAAUAGGGUGUGUAUGGGGGAUGCCUUCUCUGUCCCCUUUAUCCUCUCGUGCUCUUGAUAAUGAUGUUCGAAACAUCGAAACGUCAAGUAACGUUCUUAAGUUUAAUUUUUCUUUUUAAAUUCUUCAAAAAGCAACUGACUAUCGGAUCUUCUCACUGCUUAUUAUUGUGAUUUACUAUAAUACAGUUUUGGCGCUGCUACUCAUGGCGGUUCAAGUGAAAGCACGUGCCCAUACCCUUUCGAUGGUAAACGUGGAGUUCUGGCGCAUGCGUACUUUCCAUCGGAUGGCCGCGCACACUUUGACGAAGACGAAGACUUUACUGACAACACCUCACAAGGAAUUAACUUGCUUUGGGUCGCCACUCACGAAUUUGGUCACUCACUUGGUAUCGCUCAUUCUGAUGUUCAAGGUGCUAUCAUGUACCCUUACUACACGGGGUACGUGGAAGGCAUGGAGCUACACUCUGAUGACAUUGCUGCAAUCCAGUCUCUUUAUGGUAACGUAUUGGAAUUU